UGUAGUUUGAUGGCAUCUAGAAAAACAUUUUUGGACCUCUUGGGUAGGUCGUUAAUGGAUGACUUGCGUUGAUGUGGGUUGGUCUAUCCACUAUUUAAGAGCAUUGGUCGCAAGCCUUGCUGUUUACAAGCUCAUCCCUAUCCUGUGAGCGAAUUUACAGAAUUAUCAGAGAGGGCAAUGUGAGUUGCAUGAGUAAAUGUGAUCGUUACCGAUGAAUGGUUCAUAGAGGUCCCUAUGAGGGUCAUAGGAGUCACACAAGUGAGAGCGAUGGGGGGGGUGACAAAGGGAUGGAUAUCAGGGUCCUCGCUUUGAAUGAAGAGGUAAGUUGUGUUGUCACCUCCUCUUCUUGUGGUUUGGAGCAAUUCAAUAUCACAAAGAUUUUUGUAGCAACACGCUCAUGAUCCGCAUCCAAGUGAUCUUCAAGGGUGAUAUGCUAGUGGGGUUUGGUCAGAUAUCAUCAUGCUCGAUCGUAUCGAGGAUCGUGUGGUUUUGUUGCUCGACAAGCUGGGAUUCUGUCAUGGCAAUUGGUGCUGCCUUCUGUGGUACAGCCAUGCUUUGGGAGGAAAUAGACCCCAAAAAUUACUACGUCGUCUUUAAGGUCGAGCAGCCAGGGGUAUAUGACUCUUGGGCCAACUGCGAGCAUCAGGUUAAGUAUUUCAAAAACCUGGAGUUCAAGGAUUUCGGAACAAGGGAGGAAGCGGAAGCAGCUUAUAAUCUUUGUAAUAUGCCACAAAGAUUAAGCACAUGUGGUUGCAUUAACCAACAACAUUUCCAUGGCUACGACAUGGAUCAAUUUGGGCCAAGCACCAAUGCAGUAAUUAAACACGAUAACUAUAACAUGUGCACAAUCUUUGCUUUCAGUAUACUUCCAAUUAUUGUCUUUUUUUCUUUUUUAGAUUUAAGAUGAGAACAUAUUAGAGAACUUUGGAACCAUUCCAAUGAUGUUAUCUCACUAUUACAGGUUAAUGUUGAAUAAUAAGUUUU
Messenger RNA from Amborella trichopoda, 984 nucleotides. The record is from RefSeq and is a predicted model, not a curated record. Lineage: Eukaryota; Viridiplantae; Streptophyta; Magnoliopsida; Amborellales; Amborellaceae.